Molecule: messenger RNA, 9324 nt
Organism: Xyrichtys novacula (pearly razorfish)
Lineage: Eukaryota; Metazoa; Chordata; Actinopteri; Labriformes; Labridae
Source: the annotation of a GenBank genome assembly
AUGGAGCCAGGAAAGGAGCAAGCUCUCCCCACCACCACCAAAGAGGGGCUUAAACAGAUCGCAGGAAAGGCCCUCGGGAACAUAUACAGGUAACUAAGAUUUCUGCACGAUUUUUAAGAGCAGAAUUAAAAAGAUUUAUGAAGAAGAGAAAGGAGGCAGAUGUUCACACCACACAUAAAGCAUGCAUUGGAUAUGAAUGUGUUUAUUAAUGAAAUGAAGGGGGAAAUCUCUGCUUUCUGGAUGCUGGAUGUGGCCCGAAUAUUUAAGGAUCAGAUAUUUCCCUGGAGGAUGAUCCCUCCACCAGCAGCUGUGGGUGUUUUUUAAUAAUUAAUGUAACAGAGCGAGUCGUGACACAAGGUCGGUGGAUAUCUAUUACCUUAUGUAUCCAUCUGGAUUCAUUCAAGAUCGAUGGACCACAUAUCAAUUGAUGGGCAUUAUUUUUUUUACACUGCAUGGAUAUGAAGAUGUAAAUGAAAUUUUGUCCAGAUUAAAGCAACCAGAUUCUUUAGUAUCACAGGAAAGGGUGUGGAGGAACAGAUUUACGCAUACAGGAAUUUGGUUCUUGAUUUGAUCUUUUUGGAGAUGCAAUAAAUGUCAAACAAAUUGUUCAAAUAAAAAAAAAAAUCAGCAUAACACAGCCGUCAUAAAAUCUGCAUAUUAGAUCUCAGCUUUUUAAACUCUAGAUUAGAUGUUUUCUUCUUAUAGAUUCAGCCUAAAUCUUGAAUGCCUUCCAUUGCAUGAAUCACAGAUAGAAAAAAUAUAUUGGUUUGAUUUGAGAUGUAGCAGGCCUGCCUCCUCUCUUCAUGAGGCCUUUCACAUUGUAAUCAUUCGUUUCGAAUCGAAUCUAAAAUUCCUGCGUAAAAAAACACACGAUUAAGCCAAAUCUAAAUACCGACGCCACAUUUAUACGUCGUGAAGGACGAUAAAAAAAUGGCAGAAAUAACUUAAAAGCGGUGCUGCUGGUAGGCUAUUGCUGCAAUGCGGUAUUAAGGUCAUUUUCUCUUCGUUUGUCCGUGAGUCUUUCUCUAAACGGAAUGUAAAGAAUUAAAGAUGGGAACGAAAAAAAGUGAGAUUUUCAAUAAAAGCUGCAGGAUUUAAGAGGCCUGAGCCAAAUGAAAGAAGAAUAUGAAGACAUUAGAAAGGCCUAACAUUGAGAGAGCAUGAAUGAAAGAUUAAAGAUAUAUUUUCUAUAUUAAACAAGCUGCAAAGAGAUCAAAAAUUAUGUGAGAAACACAUAAAUACCCUUUUAAAGACAAAUAAUCACAUUUUUAUCCUGUAAAAGGCCUAUCUGUCGCUUUAUCUUCUCUAAAUCUGCCCACAUGUUCAGUUUUCACACAUCCAAGAGUCGACACUGAAUCUAAACCUAAAAGUCAUAUUUUUAACCGUGCAGGAGGCUCGAAAAACGGCAGCAAACAAGUGAGGCGAUCGAGCUGACGGAGGAUGGGAGACCCACGCAGGACCCGGAGCGGAAGGCGCCCCUGUGUGACUGCACGUGCUUCGGGCUCCCGCGCAGAUACAUCAUCGCUAUGCUGAGCGGCAUCGGGUUCUGUAUUUCCUUCGGUAUCCGGUGUAACUUGGGUGUGGCUAUCGUCAGCAUGGUCAACAACCACACGAUCCACCAGAACGGCAAGAUCAUCAUCAAAGAGGUGCCUACAAACCCCGCCCCCCUCUUAAUACCCCCGGCACGAGCCCCAAUGCACGAGCCCCCAGUGUUUGAUUGGUGUUGAGGGCCACAAAAGACAUCAAUAGAACUGCAAAAUGUGUUUUUAAGAUCUGCUUAAAGGGUGUUUGGUCCUCAUAGAAGCAAUUGACUGUGGGUAUUUUGUUCUGAUUUGUAUGUUCCCUAAAAUCAGCAAACUAUGCUUUUAUUGGUCGACCGAUCAAAGAUAGCCGGUCAAACAAUCGAAUAAAAAAAGCUCAAACAGGGUUCUUUCUAGAGUCUCUAAUGAGAUUUCGCUAUUUUCUCAUUCAUAUUUGGUUCAUAGUAUUUCUGGAGGAAAAUGUGAAAAUCCCUAAAAUCAGCAAUGUUUGCUUUUAUUGGUGAUCGAUCAAAAAUAGCCGGUCAAACAAUCGAUUAAAAAAGCUCAAACGGGGUUCUUCCUGGAGUCUCUAAUGACAUUUCGCUAUUUUCACAUUCAUAUUUAGUACAUAGUAGUUCUGGAGGAAAAUGUUGAAAUCCCUAAAAUCAGCAAUGUUUGCUUUUAUUGAUUGGUCGAUCAAAGAUAGCCGGUCAAACAAUCGAAUAAAAAAAAACUCAAACAGGCUCUCUCUGGAGUCUCUUAUGAGAUUUCGCUAUUUUCACCUUCAUAUUUGGUAUUUCUGAAGGAAAAUGUGAAAAUCCCUAAAAUCAGUCUCUAUUUGUUUGCGCGUGUGCGUGUUUUUGUGUGUGUGUGUGUGUGUGUGUGUGUGUGCGUGCGUGCGUGCGUGCGUGUGUGUGUGUGUGUGUGUGUGUAAAAGAAAGCGAAAUUCAACUGGGACCCGGAGACGGUGGGGAUGAUUCAUGGCUCCUUCUUCUGGGGCUACAUUGUCACUCAGAUUCCAGGAGGAUACAUAUCCUCCAGACUGGCUGCUAACAGGUAACUCCACUAGAUAAAUGAACUAAACAUUGUGGGUGGGGUCUAAAGACAAAGCAGAUUUGAGUGUUAGCUUUCCUACGCGCGUUGCUGUCUAAAAUAAGGGUGUGAGUGUUACAAAAGUGCUUUUGUGUUGAUGAGUGCGUGUGGCUCUCCUGGUCUGGAGGAGUCAGGCUGACCUUACAGCAGAUCAACUGGGGAUUUGGCUGAUGCCCACCAGGCGUGCCUCCUCAUGUUAAUGAGCUCCCGUGGGACCACCGUGUCUAAUCCUUUAUGUUCACAGACAUGGCAACCACAGCAGCCAGAGCCUAGAGAGAAAUGAAUUUCUUAGCGAUGAUUCUUGAUGAAUUUGAUAGCAAAAGCGCCUCCUCAUGAUAUAACCUUAUUUAUUAAAGAAAAAAAAACAAUUGUUCUGCAACAAGUAGAGGAAGCAGAGCAAAAAGCAAUAAUCUAUAACAACUGAACAACAACAUGCAAGAAAGAAGAAAAAAUCCUUGUUUGAAAAUCAGUGAUAGAUAAGAUGAAGGUGAAAAAAAUCAGGAUGAGGUUCCUGUAAAUGUUGCCGUCUAUGAAUAUGACAGGAUUAUUGGUUUUUCAUAAGGGACAUGGAGCCUAAAUAAGAUGCAAAUCUUUGAAGAGCUUCCUCAUGCCAAGUCAGCUGAGCCCACUGACGCCUUCUGCUGCAAACACCUCCUGUCCACACUCCCCUCACUCUGAAGAACUGCCUGGUGUGUGUGUGUGUCUGUGUGUGUUUGUUAAAGUGUGGCGCUCAUUUAGAGCAGAUUUAACUCCCUUAUCAAUACUAAUGCUUGUACUGUGAGGCAAAGAAUACCAUUAACUUGACAAACUGAUGCUUUUAAUCCAUUUACAGUGCAUAAAAUUGAACAAAUGCUGCCAACAUUUUGAAUCUCCUUUUGGUGAAAUCCUCUCAAAUAAUCCUAACUCACUUCUGAUACAGAGUUUUUGGAGCUGCCAUCGUGCUGACAUCUACCCUGAACAUGUUCAUCCCCUCUGCUGCCCGCGUGCACUAUGGAUGUGUCAUCUUUGUGAGGAUAUUACAGGGGCUAGUGGAGGUACUGAGCUCUGUUUAUCUUUCACAUCUUGACCUUUUAAGCGUUUGAAAAUGAUGCCUCAUUAUGGAGCUGAGGACUCAACUCGACCCCUAAUCAAAUUGUCCUGACAUUCUGAAUUUGAACAACUCGCUCUCUGUAUGAAUCUGUACUCAGGGAGAAAAGAAACCUGUUAUUUUAAAGAUCCAAUCAUAAUACUGCACACAAUUAGCAGACUAGCGCUCAGACAGCAAACAGCAUCAACCCCCUGAAUGGCAGGAGCUUACGAGUUGGUUUAGCUGGCCAAAACAGCCUCGUGUUCACAUAGAAACACGUAGAACAAAAGAGAUAAAAAGCACUCAAUGAGGGCGGCUCCCACAGCUCCACAAAAAAAGAGAAGAUUUCAGGGAGGGGAGCUUUUAUCCAACUGAAGGUCAUCCUCUUUUUUGUUUUGUUUUGUUUUGUUCUGCUGCGAUCUGUUAUUUCAAAAGCAGCUCACGAGAGAGAAACACAGAGCAGGACCGAGCUGCCUGUGUGCUCGGCCAUCGACUUAUUACUGCAAAUUAAACAUUAGCAUUUCAGGGUGUCUCCCCCUGCAAGCCCCAGCAAUUUGUGUCUAUCAAUAGUUGAUUGUAUGCCACUUAGUGUGUAAUGAAGAUUUAAUGGGAACAAUUCAGUUUUUUUUUUUUUCAUGAAGUGGGUAGUCAGCUUGAAUUUGCUCUCACUCACACCUCAGUCAUUAGUCUCUGUUAGAAAGGUCAGCUAGCAUGCAUGUCAGUUUGUUUGUUAUUAACUCCAAUUUGUCCUCUACGUCUGUAACUAAUGUGAACAGACUGCAUCAAUCAAGAAGCACAAGUUUAACAGAACAGAUGUGCAAAUGAUGUUUGUGUUCAUAUCUCACUGAGGUAUUGUCGUUCUCUGUGCAGGGUGUAACUUACCCAGCAUGCCACGGGAUCUGGAGUAAAUGGGCUCCACCAUUGGAAAGGAGUCGUCUGGCAACCAUCUCCUUCUGUGGUGAGAGAGAUGCACACAUGACUGAAAUACACGAGGAGCGCAUGAAUAGAUCCUCUCAUUGUACGACUCAGGUUUAAAAUGACAAAAUAUUGCUCCUACAGUGUUUGUAUGCUGUGACAGCUGCCUUUUGAAUAGGCAGUCAGGAUCAGAUUCUGCUGAGUCAUACUAUUCUGUCUUGUUCAGGAUCGUAUGCUGGUGCAGUGAUAGCCAUGCCUCUGGCUGGGAUCCUGGUCCAGUACACAGGAUGGUCCUCUGUCUUCUAUGUGUACGGUGAGUGUCACUUCUAUGGAUUUUAUGUGAUUCAAACACCUUAAAACAAAAGAAAAUCAUUAUGCUGUAUAAACAUAAUUAUGGACUGAAUUCCUACUGACUACAUUAAAUCCUGUAACCUCACAAGGUUUUGUCCAACCAAAUGCUUGUUGUGGCAAAUUUCAGCAAACAGUUAUGAGACAUUGCUGUGUGGCUGGCACUGGAGAAGUUUGCUGUCCUCAAACACGAAGGGGCAGAAAGCUGCAGAUUCUAGCACUGUGACUUGUGAAGUGCUUGAGUUUACAACAAUUGCCCUGUAAAGUGUCCUUGGGUGCUCAGAAAGGCGCUUUUAAAUAAAAUGUAUUAUUAUUAUUAUUAUUAACAUAUUAACAGCCUAACAUAAAUAAAGAAGUUUUCAGAGGCUUAUUUUUCAGAUCUGCUCCAACUUUAUGGAGAGUAAAGCUUCUUAUGAGUCAUCUUUUUCAACCAUUCAAAGGCUUAAAGGUACAAUGUGUAGUAAUACACAUGACUUGGCAGAAAUGGAAUGCAAUAUUCAGAAGUACUUUGAAUUCCUGUGUAAUUAUAAAGAUUUGUUUUUGUUGACAGAGAAUGAGCCUUUUAAAUCUACACAAGGAGCAAGUCUUGAUCUAGCCCUGCCGUGUACAUUAGCACAGCUCAGAUAACCAAAACCUCCUGGAGGAUAAGUUUACCUUGAUAGACAGAGCAGUCAAAACAGCUCAGAUGUCUUCAAACAUGGCUGAGGGAGGAAGGAGCUUUAACCAGAGCAUGAACACAACAUGUUGAAUAUUGAAUCAAUUCUAGACCCUACUGCACAGGUAGACACGAGGAAAGACAGCAAGAAAGGAGUGAGGAGAAAUGAGUUGAACAAGUCAAAACAAUAUUUUUGUAUCAAAUCACACACCUUUGAAGGGCAGUGCUGAUUUAAGGGGCUGGUGGGUGCAGCUGAUGGUUUGCUAAAGGGUUGUUGCAAUAAAUUUAAAGCUCCUGUGAGAAACUUUCGGUUUAUGUCGAUUUUGGUACCCCCUGUGGACUACAUACUUAAGUAGUAACUUGAUUAAAAAAAGACUCGUCCUGAUGUCAAAUGUUUCAUUUAUUGGACGUAUUUUAUAUGGAAUUUGUAAAAACAAAGUUGUCUCUUCAGCUGCUUCGCUGACAUUCGGUUAAAGGUCUUAAAAUUUAUGAUAGCUACAAAAAUUGUCAGUGUGGUUGCUGGUGGUCUUAUUUGGUUUUGGAUAUUGUGAAAAGAUAUCAAAAUGAAUUCCAGUCUAUUUCAUAAACAUUCAAAAAAACUCCUCACUGGACCUUUAAGUCACCAAGCUAUACUGUUUGGGUAUCCACUAUUUUGUCCAAAUAUUUUAUUUAACCUUUAUUUAACCAGGAAAUAUCCUAUUAAGAUUAAGAACGUCUUUUUCAAGGGAUACUAACUAGAAAAAACUGACCUGUAGAAAAACCAUUAAGCCCAUGGAUAUAAACCAAAGGACUACGUCGCAGAGGCUAUAUCUGCUGUCACAUAGUGUUUCAGCAUUUAUUAUAAAACAAUAAGUUGUUUAGAGUUAUACUGUGGGGGCUUUUGGUCUAAGCAGUUUUCAUUCUGUGCAUUUUUCCUGUCACUGUGUCUCUAGGUUGCUUUGGAAUAGUCUGGUACCUGUUCUGGGUCUUGACUUCCUACGAAAGCCCAGCGGAGCACCCGACCAUCACCGAAGAGGAGCGCCGUUACAUUGAGGAGAGCAUCGGUGAAAGUGCUCAGCUGAUGGGUGCGAUGGAAGUGAGUUCCGCGUCUAAAUGUGUUGUUCAUUACUGGUGGCUGAGUGCCGUACAUCCUGCUCACUCUCUGUUUGUUUGAACAGAAAUUCAAGACUCCCUGGAGGAAAUUCUUCUCCUCUAUGCCUGUCUAUGCAAUUAUCGUGGCAAACUUCUGCAGGAGCUGGACCUUUUAUCUGCUCCUCAUCAGCCAGCCUGCCUACUUUGAAGAGGUGUUUGGCUUUGAAAUUAGCAAGGUAAAUAAGUCCCCCUUAAACUGCCUGAUGUUAAACCUAAAAAUAUCCUUUAAUAUUAUGUGAUCAAUCUUCAGGACUACAAACCAAGGUUCUUCUAUAGAUUAUUGAGUGAAGUUAGUGUACGUUACUGUACAUAAUGGAGUCAAAAAUGUACUUUUCACUUGUGUUGCCAUUUGCUUUAAGAUGCAUUUCACCGCAAAUUCAACCUGUAGUCCUAAAAAUGAUCAUUUUUGUAGUCUAAAAUUAUAUUUCUAAAUUAAUAACAUGUACUUUUUAUUUGCUACAUAAUCAUAUUUUGACCUUUUUUGGACUUUUUCUGUUCUUUAGCAAAAACUUCCACCUGCUCCAAAAAAUUGAAUCUCCUUUUGCUUGUUGUUUACCAAACACAUACAAGCAGAGAACUUUUGCAGAAAGUCCUAAAGUGCAAUGAUUUGAUUACUUUCUUAUGUUUUCUCUGAGUGAAUUUCAGACAAAGCAACAUAUUCCAGUUAAACCUUAAAGUUUAGGAGAGAGUGGUGCAUGAAUCAAGCUGGACUGUCAGGUAUAAUUCAGGCUGCUGAGUUACUGCAGGUGAUUUAUUAGCCCAGAAAUGAUGCUGGUGUCAGAGGGUGAGAUGGACACGCAGAUUGGAUCUGAGACAGAGCAUUUAUGUGAUAAAAACAUCUUUGUUCAAUGUUUUUCAGGUUGGUAUAGUUUCAGCGCUUCCUCACUUGGUCAUGACCAUCAUUGUGCCCUUAGGGGGCCAGUUAGCCGAUUAUCUACGGACCCACAACAUCAUGUCCACCACUAUGGUCCGCAAAAUCAUGAACUGUGGAGGUAAGGCUUUGAUUAGAAGUUUUCAGUCAGAGAUAUUUGAUUUUAGAUGAUUUUCUCACCGGUGUACUCCUGUCUUUUUGUUCUCAGGAUUUGGGAUGGAGGCUACGCUCUUACUAGUGGUGGGUUACUCUCACAGUAAAGGGGUGGCCAUUUCAUUCUUAGUUCUGGCUGUGGGUUUUAGCGGGUUUGCAAUAUCAGGUGGGUCCCAAAACAAAGGAUGUUUGCUGAAAUUCUUUGAGGUUUGUGCCUUUCAAAAACUGGACUUAACUCAAAAGUGUCUCUCUUCUCUAUUAAAGGUUUUAAUGUCAACCAUCUAGACAUCGCUCCUCGCUAUGCCAGCAUCCUAAUGGGCAUUUCCAACGGAGUGGGUACCCUGUCAGGGAUGGUCUGCCCUCUGAUAGUGGGAGCCAUGACAAAGAACAAGGUGAGUUAUGUCUAUUUGUGUUGGUUUUUUAAACUGAUUGUGUAUGAGGACAGGACUGUUGAAAAGCCGACAAAAUGUUUAAAUUUUAAGUCUCUAAAAGAUCGGGUAUAUAACAUCAAAAAAGCCCUUGUGAGCUGAGCCUCACUUUGAAUACUGAAGGUUACAACUCAUUGACUUUAAGUCACAGUAAAACAGACAUAAGGUCUUACUGAGAUGGAGUUUUGUCACAGGAAGAAUUAUAUCAAAUUAAAUAUAGUGGUUUCACUGGGUUACUCAAAUUUGGCUGCAGCUCACUGGCAAAGAUGUGAAAAAUAUAAAUAUCAGUUUCACUGUUAUUGUUACCUGUAUUAUGUGAGGAUAAGAUUUGCACUUAUUAGUAAUAGACCAAGUAUAUAUAGAACUUAAAGCUCUUGUAAGGAAGUUUUGGUUUGUGGCAAUUUUGGCGCCCUCUGUGGACAAAGCUGUCUUUUUUUAUCUUGUCCUUUAAAAGCUUAAGAAGCAUCUCCUAACAAAGACAUCUCACCCUGGUGACAGUCAAACAAAUCAUUUAUUGUAAAUUUCAAAUAUUAAUUGUAAAAAUAGGGCUGGUUCGUUUACCCCCUCACGCCCGUUUGAGGCUUUAAAAGUAAUUUAAAAAUUGUAAAUCCUCUUGCCAAUGGUCUUGUUUGCUUUUGUCUGUCUAGAAAAGCAUCAAUAUGAGUUUCAGCUCCUUUCAUAACCAUAAACUCCUCAAAGGAGCUUUAUUACAAUCAAAAGUGAAGUGUGUCAGCUGAAGUCUACUGUGAUACUUCUCUGCGAGCUGCACAAGUGGUCUUGGACUAAGCCUGACUAACACUAGUUUCUGUCUCCAGACUCGAGAGGAGUGGCAGUACGUCUUCCUCAUCGCCUCCCUCGUGCAUUAUGGAGGCGUGGUGUUUUAUGGGAUUUUUGCGUCUGGGGAGAAGCAGCCAUGGGCCGACCCUGAGGAGACCAGUGAUGAGAAGUGUGGCUUCAUCGACGAGGAUGAACUCGCUGAGGAGACGGGUGACAUCACGCAGGGUUACGGCGCCAUGGCUGCCCCGGCUAAAAGCUACGGGGCCACUGCACAGCUGAACGGGGGUUGGGUGCAGGACUGGGACAAGACGGAGGAGUAUGUGCAGGAACCAGCAGGGAAGAUGUAUUCUGAGCGUGGCUACUCUUAA